Aspergillus calidoustus is the source of this 1473-nucleotide messenger RNA. NCBI's taxonomy places the organism in Eukaryota, Fungi, Ascomycota, Eurotiomycetes, Eurotiales, Aspergillaceae. The record is from the annotation of a GenBank genome assembly.
AUGCCUCCGACUCGGAACCUCCGCGCACGAGGCACCAUGAACGAAAAUGAUGAGAACGGUCCGUCAACGCGUGUGACGCGAGCCAAAGCCGCUGCCCUGACAACUGAUGUUCCUGCUUCCACCGGCGCCAUUAAAAAGCCUCUUCAGGCAAAGAAAGCCGCUACUGGCGUCAACGGAACGCAAAGGAAACGUGCUGCUCUUGGUGAUGUGAGUAACGUGGGGAAGGCCGAUAAUGGUGAAGCCAAAGACACAAAGAAGUCCAGCUCGACAAAAGCUGGCCUGACGUCAAAGGCCACCCUGAAAUCUGGAGGAGUCCAAAAACUCAGCCAACACAACUCGUCACGCACCGCUCUUGGAGCCAAGGACAACAAUGCAAAGAAGCCGGCCCCCGAGGUCAAGCGUCCUGGAAGUGGAUCGGGUAUGGGGAGCGCAAUGAAGCGAACGUCAAGCCAGAAGUCGCUCCAAGAAAAAACGCUACAGGCGGAAGAGCCACCACGCAAGAAAGUCGAGAUUGAAAAGGCUGUCGAGGCAAAGGCACAGGCCAGCCAAAAGAAAGAGGUGAAAGCGAAGCUCGAGGUGGAAGAAGAAGAGGAACAAAAUGUCGUUGCUGAUCUGGACACGGAGGACCUGGACGAUCCCCUAAUGGCCGCAGAAUAUGUGGUUGAGAUUUUCGAUUACCUUCGCGACUUGGAAAUGGAGACACUACCCAACCCUCACUACAUCGACCACCAGCCCGAUCUCGAGUGGAAAAUGCGCGGAAUUCUUGUCGACUGGCUCAUUGAGGUCCACACUCGCUUUCGCCUUCUGCCAGAGACCCUUUUUCUUGCCGUCAACCUCAUUGAUCGAUUCCUCUCUGCCGAAGUCGUGGCCUUGGACCGUCUGCAGUUGGUUGGUGUUGCUGCCAUGUUCAUUGCUUCCAAGUACGAAGAGGUUCUCUCCCCUCACGUUGCCAACUUCAGUCAUGUUGCGGACGAGACCUUUACCGAUAGAGAGAUCUUGGAUGCCGAACGCCACAUCUUGGCCACCCUUGAGUACAACAUGAGUUAUCCCAACCCGAUGAACUUCCUCCGACGAAUCUCAAAGGCAGACAACUACGAUAUUCAGACCCGCACCCUCGGAAAAUACUUGAUGGAAAUCAGCCUUCUCGAUCACCGGUUCCUAGGUUACCCCCAAAGCCAAGUCGGUGCAGCAGCGAUGUACUUGGCUCGUCUCAUCCUGGAAAGAGGCCCCUGGGACGCCACCCUCGCUCACUACGCCGGUUAUACCGAAGAAGAGAUCGAUCCUGUUUUCCGGUUAAUGGUUGAUUACCUUCACCGGCCCGUGUGCCACGAGGCGUUCUUCAAGAAGUAUGCCAGCAAGAAAUUCCUCAAAGCAUCCAUCAUGACACGACAAUGGGCCAAGAAAUACCACCGACUCUAUAUUGAGAGCGCGCUUACAGAACCGUACAACUCCAUCAAAGAUUCGGACGAGUAG